This is a messenger RNA of Exophiala bonariae, 786 nucleotides long. RefSeq lists its product as uncharacterized. The transcript has a single exon. The coding region runs from base 1 to 786 and encodes 261 amino acids. The record is from RefSeq and is a predicted model, not a curated record. Lineage: Eukaryota; Fungi; Ascomycota; Eurotiomycetes; Chaetothyriales; Herpotrichiellaceae.
AUGGAUUCCAUGAAAUCUUUAAAUACUUCGCUCCCUUCAUCAUCCUCAAGACCUCCACCUCCGGAACAGCUCCUACAAGCCUUCCGUAGCGCCGCUCUCUCCGUCACCAACCUCUACAAGUCAGCUGUCACAGAUCAAAGUAACAGUCGACAAGCAGGUUAUCAAGAGGCUCUCGAAGAUCUACUCAGUUUUCUUGAUCGUGAGAAUCUCGGCCUGCAGGACGGGGAGGGAUGGAGGGUCAGACAAUGGGCUACAGAGCGAUAUGAUGGCUCAGCACACCAACAACAAGCCGAUAGUGACGAUGAGAGGGUUGAAAUUGAGACCAGACAAAGGAGUCCAUCAGCUUCGCGAGCCGAAUCUCCUGAACAAACCCGAACGCAAUCUGAACCUCCAAAACUGGAAUCUGUGCGAACUGCGUCGGGCGACGAUACACACCCCUCCGCAGUUCGCAGCCUUGCACCGCCUACACCACUAUUUCGCUUCACUGGUCAAUCAUCAUCAACACCCGAAGACAUGCAGACAGACGACGCCUCGAGCACAGUGGACGAGAACCAGACUUCUUCCAGCAGCCUUGGUGGACCACUCCGCCUAGAAGUCGUCAACAAUCGCAACGUUCGACCACCACACAGGCAUAGCAAUCAGCGAAAUGGCUCAAAAAGCACUGGACGAGAAUUCACAUUUACGGCUGGUACGAAACGCAAACUACAAUUUCCCGACUUUUUCGACAUAUCAAAUAUUGGUCCGCGAGAUGGCCCUGGAAGCAGCAAACGCGGGCGAAUGUCGUGA